Lactuca saligna is the source of this 921-nucleotide messenger RNA. The record is from the annotation of a GenBank genome assembly. Lineage: Eukaryota; Viridiplantae; Streptophyta; Magnoliopsida; Asterales; Asteraceae.
AUGUUGGAGGAUAUAAGGGUUUAUGUGAUGCAGAGGUUAUAUCAUCAGAGGAGUAAAGGAGAGGCUAGGGAUUUAACUAUAUGCCCAAGCAUUAGGAAGAAAAUAGGAGAUUUGAAGGAGAAACAAAGAUUCUGGGCUGUGUACCCUUGUGGGUAUCAACAAUUUGAGGUGGUAUUAUGUAAUGACAGGUAUGCAGUUGACCUGAUCAGAAGGACUUGUGGAUGCAGGAGAUGGCAGUUGACUGGAAUACCCUGUGUACAUGCAGUGGCUGCAAUUUCAUCCAUGAACUUAAACUCAGAGGAUUAUGUAGCUAACUGUUACAGUAAGGCAACUUAUCUCACCUGCUAUGCAUACAUUAUUCAUCCUUUGAAUGAUAGCUCUUUAUGGACACAAAGUGAGUACACCAAACCUUUACCCCCAAAGAGUAGAAGGCUACCUGGUAGGCCAUCUACUAAGAGGAGGAAAAGUGCAGCAGAAAGGGAGAUAUCAAGCAGACACACAGUAUCAAGAGUAAAGCAGGUGCAAAGGUGUUCAAUAUGCUAUGUUAGUGGGCAUAAAAAAAAUGGGUGCCCAACAAAAAGAAUUCCAACAACAGGUGAUCCGGUUCCUGGAUCUUCCACUCCAGCUCCAAGUGCAACACCAGGAUCCACUUCUGCAGCUCCAAGUCCAACACCAGGAUCCACUUCUGCAGCUCCAAGAUCCACUCCGGCAACUCCAAGACCAAGAUCCACUUCUGCAACUCCAAGACCAAGAUCCACUCCUGUAACUCCAAGAUCCACUUCUGCAAGACCAGUUCAAAGUGAAGUUCAAUUGAGAAAGAGGAAAGCUUCAGAAAGAAUCAUCAAACAAUGCCUGAGGAAAAAAGUGGUGCCCAAGGAUGGUAGUGGUUGUAGUUCAAACAAACCUGUAGAUUUUGGUUGA